AUGAGUACACCACCAAAGCUCUGGCUCAGAUGCGAGACCAAGGAAUUCGAAAAAAGAGCAGCGCUCACGCCAGCAACGACGAAGCAGCUUCUCGAUAAAGGAUUCGAUGUGACAAUUGAGAGAGACCCACAGCGCAUUUUCGACGACGAGGAGUAUGAGAAAGUCGGUGCAAAGCUCGCACCACACAACUCAUGGCCAACAGCGCCAAAAGAUACGUUAAUCAUUGGAUUGAAAGAGCUCCCAGUCGAGGACAAGCCGCUCGAGCACACCCACAUCCAAUUCGCACACUGCUACAAGCAACAAGCUGGCUGGGCUGAUGUAUUGAAGAGAUUCGCAGACGGAGGCGGAAGUCUGUAUGAUUUGGAGUUCCUCACUGAUAACAGCGGUCGCAGGGUCGCUGCAUUUGGCUUCCACGCAGGUUUUGCAGGUGCAGCUGUCGGUUUGCUCUCACAUAUUGCCCAGCAAGAAGACAAAGAACUUGGUCAUUUAGAGCCAUACCCUAAUGAGGAUGAGCUUAUCGACGAUCUCAAGAAAAAGAUCGCCGCAAGCAGCUCCAACAAGCCUAUCAAGGCUCUUGUCAUCGGUGCACUCGGCAGAUGCGGUAGAGGUGCUGUGUCACUCUUCCAAAAAGCCGGUCUCGCAGAUGAGAACAUUAUCAAGUGGGAUAUCAAUGAGACCGCAAAAGGUGGCCCAUUCCAGGAGAUCCUCGAUGUUGAUAUCUUCGUCAACUGCAUCUACCUCAGCUCUAAAAUACCAAACUUUAUCGAUCGCCAAUUCAUCGAGAGUGCAGGCAAGGACCGUAGAUUGUCGGUAGUUGUAGACGUCAGCUGUGACACUACUAAUCCAAACAACCCAAUUCCAAUCUACAACGUUAAUACUACCUUCGAUAAGCCAACAGUACCAGUCGAGUUAAAUGCAGACGUUCCUCCAAUGCAGGUUGUCUCAAUCGACCACCUCCCUACUCUCCUCCCAAGAGAGUCUUCGGAUGCAUUCUCACAUGACCUCCUCCCAUCUCUCUUCGAGUUAACCAACCGCAACACCGCACGCGUGUGGACGGAAGCUAAGGAUUUGUUUGAAAAAUUCAAGGGUCAAGCGCUUGCAACCAUCGGUCAGGCGUAA
Messenger RNA from Wallemia ichthyophaga EXF-994, 1119 nucleotides. Its product is annotated as Saccharopine dehydrogenase [NAD(+), L-lysine-forming]. The transcript has 2 exons. Bases 1 to 1119 code for a protein of 372 amino acids. NCBI's taxonomy places the organism in Eukaryota, Fungi, Basidiomycota, Wallemiomycetes, Wallemiales, Wallemiaceae. Gene Ontology annotation, cellular component: cytoplasm. Gene Ontology annotation, molecular function: saccharopine dehydrogenase (NAD+, L-lysine-forming) activity. The record is from RefSeq and is a predicted model, not a curated record.